CUCCCGAAGUACUUUCGCCCUCCACAACCCAUAUUCCCCGCUAUGCCACCCGUACGCACUCGUGAGACACGACUUCCCAAUGCGGCCAGCCACCCGUGCCACGCGGCUCCUACUCCUGCGGGGCCAGAAUCCAAGCCCGGCACAUGCGAUUACACCCGUGUAUGCUCUGUUUGCCACCUUCCUCAUGCAACAUCAAGAGAUUUGAUGACCCAUAUCCGGAGUGAGCAUAAGAAACAGCUAGAGUCAAAGGAGUUUGUCUGCCCAGAGCCAAAAUGUGGCGAGACCUUCACCUCACAAACAACGUGCCUUAUCCAUUACAAAAAUCAUUUUGGCAUUAAAGACGAGAUAUGCGACCAAUAUAUCCCUGAUCCCUCAGAUCCAAACAAGAUGGUGAAAUGUACAUGGGCAAGUGCCCACCCUAAGUCCCUCAACCGUCAUAAACACCGGGAGCAUCCGGGGACUUGGUCUCCAAAAGAUACGGGAAGAGCUAUCACGAAGAAAAGGAAGCUAGGCCUUCACACAGCUCCGAAUAAGAAGCCCAACAAGAAGCUUCGUCGCGCCGAGUCUGAAGAAUCGAUAAUGUCUUCUUCUUCCGAAACUUCCACCUGGACAAGCUCCUGUGCGUCUGCUUCUUCUACCGAAGACAUCUGGACAGACAUCCCCUCAGCCGUCGUGAAAAGUGUCCAGUGGUCUCCUGCUUACGAUGACAGCGAGGGAUACGUUCCGACAUCGUCGACUUCGUAUCUCCAUGUUGAUGCACCCGACCCAAUCGAGUUCACAUUUGCGCCUGCGCCCAACCUUGUCGAGCAAGACGAUCCUGUCCAGACACUCGAAGAGUACCUAUCGUAUAUACAGCCCCACGCUGGAGACGCUCCCUACAAUGCCCUCCAGGACGAGUCCCUGUGGUCGCAACCUGUGACACCACCGUUCGGCAAUGAUCCCUCUGCGUGCUUUCAAGAAUCCGAUCCCUCGCUGAUUUUCUCUGCGAUUGAUUAUCCCAGUUCUGGCUAUCAUGAACCUCAGCCGUUCCCGCCAACUUUCCCGUCCGACCUCGGUUUUGCAUUUCCCGAAGCACCCUUUGGAGGGUUCUAGAUGUGCUGCAUCUUGCAUAGACUCUUUCCCUCACUUCUGAGCACUGUCGAUCUCCUCCCCGCUCAUCUCAUCUUAUUGCUCUUUGGUCUCUAUCUCUCCGUCCCCGUCUCAUCUCACUGACAUUAUCUUUCGGACCUUUCACCUGCAUCGUAUCUUUAUUCACACCAUUUUAUCAUGCAUCUAUAUCCUCACUGUAUCGACAGUUCCUCUUCUACAUUUUGUAUUUCUAGAGCUUCUGCUUUUGAUUGCCAGUCUCAUUUUGGUUUAUUGGUUUCGUUGGUCUCGGUCUUUGCGUGUACAGUAAUACAGGUUCUAACUUCGAAAAACCUGGUUACAUAUUUUGUCGUGGGUAGGACGUAAGGAUCUGGGAUAGUGUCCACAUUCAUCGUGCC
Molecule: messenger RNA, 1484 nt
Organism: Somion occarium
Lineage: Eukaryota; Fungi; Basidiomycota; Agaricomycetes; Polyporales; Cerrenaceae
Source: the annotation of a GenBank genome assembly